AUGUCUUCUGUGGUGACGCUGCGCGAGUUGGACACCCUUGAGAAGGAGGACCAGCCCCUGCUGGAGCGGUUUGAGCGGUGUCGCCACGACGUGGUUCGUGUGUCCGCCAGCUCCAUCCUACACGACUGCAUUGCCGUGACUACAAAAGGCGGGUUUGUGGAGCUUAUCAACAUUGACACCGGCGCGUUUCGUCUCUUUCUCAGCCAUUUAGGCGACACGCCACUGGAGUCACUGCUGCGGUGUUUUUCUCUCGUGCCAGCCCUCUAUGCCGCGUGCGGCAGGCAUCACCUGCUCUAUUCACUUGCAUACUCAAAUGAAUUACUUCUGGCGGACAUGGAACAGGGCACAGUGGAGGUCCUUGCGAGAUUUCACAGCCGACCCAGUGUUGUUUUCUGCGAUGGCGACUAUAUGUUGUGUGGUGAGGGAUGUGGGCAGGUGGCGCUGUGGCGGGCUCCAUGUGAUGCGGCGGGGGCAAAACUUUUGUGGCGGCAGCCGGUGUUUGCAGACACUGUCCUCUGCAUCUCUGUGCAGCGCGAUUAUGUAUUCUGCGCGUCAGUUGACUAUCACGUCUAUGUUCUGGCACUGGAGUCCGGUGAAAUUGUUGCUGCGCUUCCACACGAGCCAGCACCAGCGGUCGCACUUCAGCCUGCCGCCGUUUCGCAGGUGAGUCGUACCCUUACGGUGCUGUUUUUGCCAGAGAUUCUCUCAGUGUACUCCCCACCGCCACUUGUGGAGGAUGCCCCGGCCACCGCAAAGAUUGAUAACUCUGCGUGGAGCUGUACUGCUGUACUGCGUCUCGACGUGCAGAUCAGCUGUGCAAGUUGCUUCGCCGAACUCAUGGCGCUUGGGACUGCCUCUGGUGUGGUGCUUCUUCUGGGAAUAGAGGCAACAUCUGGCGAGCUUGUGGAACGCGUGCGCUUUGACGUCGGUUUCUCUGUCGUUGGCAUUCAAAUGUUUUCGAACGGGAAACUGGCGGUGGUGACCUCCGCAGGUGACGUGUGGAAGUGGGCCAUACACGAUCUACUCCCGCGAGAGGGUGAUGGUGCAGAAGAGGAGGAAGAGGAGGCGGAGAACUUGUCUGUGCCGCAGCCACACACGAAGCCACUUGAUCCUACACAAACGGUGCCGCCCGCGUCAGGUGACCGCGUGGGGGUGAGUGAUGAGGAGGAGAUUGUGGUGGAGAUGGGUGACGAAGCCUCUUCGUCUGUCUCUUCUUCGUUGUCCAUGUCUUGUCACUCGGUGCGGCUUGAGAGUAAUACGGCUGACGUGUACAGCGAGUCCAGCGAAGUGGGAAUAGAGGGGGCCGCGGCCUGGCCAUGGAGGCCGAAUUUUGACAGUGACACGACACCUUCCAACCCCAUCGAUGGUAUGACUGAGACUGGGGUUGCGCGAGGUAAAACGUCAGCUGAGGACACUGCUGCGGCUGGGGAUGCCGCGGGCCAGUCGCUGUCGCUAGCGGCCGCCGUCGUUAUCACUAAUGAUGAGGAGGACGACGGCGACGGUAGUGGUGGCAAUGAUGAUAACGGUUAUGGUGGCAAAGGCUCUGAGCAUUCGUUUCAGCCUAGUAGUAUUAGUAUCGUGGCCGGUACAGUUGGGGCGGCAGAUACUUUGCGGAGUGUCAGCUUCGCUCCGCCGCAUGCGUGCCUCGACAUGGACCCACACUCCACUUCUCAUGUUGUGGACUGCCCUACUAGCUUCAGUGCGGAUCCGUCUGCUUGCCGCGAUGGAGUGCAGCUGCAGCGAGAAGGUGGGGUGAUGGUCACUGCACCCGUCUCGAACGACGCUCAGUACCCAUCUGCUUUCAUGUCAUCCGCGUGCUCUCGCGCCUUGCGGAGUGUGCUGCGCGGGACCGACUUGGGACCGCCUGCAGUCAUCACUGGGCUGCGCUCCGGCAAACGCAUGGAUCCUAGGAAGGCACGCCAUGUCGUUGAGAACAGCCAUGCCGAGGUAGUAUUGCCGCAUCCCGAGAGCCAGAGCUCAACGGUGUUGGUAAACCACCGGCAGUCCUUGGAGGAGGCGAAGUUUGACUACGCUGAGUACGCCAAGGCUCAUUCGUUCAAGGCAGAGGCGUUGAAGUAUCGCUACCCCGUCAAACUCCCUGUGCACGGGCUGCACGCACAGGUGUUUGCCGCUGCAGAACCCCGACUGCAGGACCACUCUAACGGAAAUGUGGAGAAUGCAGAAAGCGACGAUAAACGCAAGAAGCAGCGACAGCAACAGGCCAUCAUAGAUGAUCUUAUGAACGUCACCUUUCAAAACUUUACACGGCGGAAGGACACGGCACUUGAGGAGGAGCGUCGUCAUGGUGGUCCUGACAUUCGACAGCACUUGUGCGACAACCUGCUGUUUGGGCCAGUCGAUCCAAGCGCCACGGUGCUAUUUCAGGAGACCCGCGUGCAGUUGACCGUACCCAAAAUGCUUUUUCUUCCCAUGCCGCUGCCGCCCACACCCUCGGUGCUUUGA
This is a messenger RNA of Trypanosoma rangeli, 2463 nucleotides long. Its product is annotated as putative suppressive immunomodulating factor. NCBI's taxonomy places the organism in Eukaryota, Euglenozoa, Kinetoplastea, Trypanosomatida, Trypanosomatidae. The transcript has a single exon. The record is from RefSeq and is a predicted model, not a curated record. Gene Ontology annotation, molecular function: protein binding. Bases 1 to 2463 code for a protein of 820 amino acids.